Messenger RNA from Arachis duranensis, 663 nucleotides. Its product is annotated as serine/threonine-protein phosphatase 7 long form homolog. Gene Ontology annotation, biological process: meristem maintenance; meristem development. Bases 1 to 663 code for a protein of 220 amino acids. The record is from RefSeq and is a predicted model, not a curated record. The transcript has a single exon. Lineage: Eukaryota; Viridiplantae; Streptophyta; Magnoliopsida; Fabales; Fabaceae.
AUGGUGCCUCUCAGAAAUUUCACAUUCAACAAUUCUCUGAUUACGGCAUUCGUAGAGCGAUGGCAUCCGGAGACCCACACGUUCCAUCUCCCGUGGGGUGAGACCACUAUCACACUGCAGGACGUGGCGUACCACCUAGGGCUACGUGCAUACGGGGACUCAGUUAGGGGGUGCUUCCAUAACUUUGGUAAGUGGUACCACACGGAGACGUGGGAGCGUUGGUGGAGCGGCUGCUGGGUACCAGGCCUUCGAUGGCUCCACAGCAGGCGGCAGAAGAAGGAGUCGUUUACGCUGAAACUCGUAUGGCUAUGGGACCGUGUCCGCCAGAUGCUUCAGAUAGACGAUCCAGAGACCCUCCGACAGUACGCUAGGUGCUACAUCAUGUUACUGAUAGGAGGCUAUCUUAUGACAGACAAGUCGAACAACUUGGUCCACCUGCGUUGGCUCCCACUUCUUCAGGAUUUUUGGGCGGUGCUGGGCGUUAUCUUGGGGCUCGGCUGUGCUGACCUGGACGUAUCAGUCACUGUGUUCGACGGCACACCGAGGCGUCACGGACAUUGUUGGCUGCACUCCGCUAUUGAUAUCAUGGAUAUACCAGAGAUUUUCUCAGUGGUAUCCACCAGAGCGAGAGAUCUACAUCUAUCCGAUAACUACGAAGUAUAA